AAAAAAAAAAAAAGUAAACACAAUCCUAAGUAAAAAAGAAAAAAAAACCCUUCAUCCAAAGUAAAAAAGAAACAAAACAACAACACGCCGAUGGUUGCGAACUUUCCCACUUCGCAACAACACGUUACAUAAGCGCACUUUUUGGCACCGUCUCAUGAGGAGGUUCCUGCUGACCGUGGCUUACUGUGGCACCAAUCUCAGGGGUGUUCAGAAACAGUUGGAUGAGGGAGUGAAUGGGAAGGCAUGCAGUGUGCAUGGAUUGCUGGAAAAUGCCUUAGUCCACCUGCGUCCAGCCAACCCCCCAGAUCUCUAUAUCUCAAGUCGCACAGAUGCUGGUGUCCAUGCACUCUGUAAUACUCUUCAUGUGGACUUGGAACGCCCACCCUCUCAGCCUCCAUACGAACCCGAAUACAUCACUAUUGGUGUAAAUCGCUUUUUCCAGAAGAUAAAAACUGAUAUCAGAGUUCACAGAACAGUUCAUGUUCCUCCUACUUUUCACUCGAGAUUUGACGCAGUUGGGAGAACCUACCUGUACCGUCUAGCUGUCAUUAAGCCCGAGGCAGACUUGUCCCAAUGCCAGCUGCGCAGUUUCGAUGCUUUGAUACCUAUUGGAGAAUUACAUAGGUCCUAUCUUGUGAAGUCUUCCUUAGCUUCUCCCAACUCUAAUGAGGUAACUUUUCCGUUUCAGAUUACAAUCACAGAGGGUCGACCUCUUCUGGAUCCAGCCUUUGAGCCUCUUUACGGCAAUCUUCAGUUCUGGGACAUCAUUGUGAAGUCCAGGUCUUUCUUGUACAGACAGGUACGAAGGACAGUGGGUGUGCUAGUGGCUUUGGGCCAGGGGCGGAUUUCCUUUGAUGACUUUCAUCAAAUGUUAAGUUCUCCUAGUCGUGACAGCUGGCCAUCACGAGCCAUCACUGCACCACCUGCCGGACUAUACCUCGUCAAUGUGCAUUACCCUCCAGAGGCCUUGCGUUUCCCUUAUCCUGACUUCAGUGCUGUUGAAAGCUGGGAAGGAGAUGAGAAACCAAGAGCCUUAUCUGUGCCUUUUUGUAUCAAGAUCUUUCACAAAAUGUCAAGCUUAGCUCAGCAGUUAGAGGCCAAGCGCACAAACUUGCGACACACGCAGACACAAGUGACCACACCAGAUGGCCAGUCCAAGAUUGAAGACAUUCGCCCAGAUGGGACACAUGUUGUCAGAGUGUUAGCACCUCUUAGCCCAGGGUUUGUGGUCGAUACAAAGCCUGACCUGAGAUAUUCCCCCAUCCUCACAAAGCUGGUCUUGGGGUCACAGGAUGUUGCCCAUGACCUGGAGCUUCUCCAUAAAAACAAGGUGACUCACAUAUUGAAUGUUGCAACUGGGGUUAUAAAUCUCUUUGAGGGCUGGUUUACGUACAAAACAAAGGAGGCCUAUGACACCCCAACCUGCCGCAUAAUUAACAUUUUUGACGAGUGUUGUGAGUUCAUCCAUGAUGCUAUAAUGGCUGGAGGUUGUGUACUUGUACACUGUAAUGCUGGUGUAUCUCGUGCUGCAUCCAUUGUAAUUGCUUAUUUGAUGAAGCACUAUGGCAUGAAUUAUGAUGAAGCUCACAGGUUUGUGAAGUCCAAGAGAUCUUUCAUUCGCCCAAAUGUAGGUUUUGUUGAGCAGUUGAAAGAGUAUGAAGCAAAAUUGUCAAAAUGACAAAAAGCAAAGGCUGUGCCAAAGAAACCUAGGCUCCUACUCUACUGA
This is a messenger RNA of Penaeus monodon (black tiger shrimp), 1726 nucleotides long. Its product is annotated as tRNA pseudouridine synthase-like 1. Gene Ontology annotation, cellular component: cytoplasm. The record is from RefSeq and is a predicted model, not a curated record. Gene Ontology annotation, molecular function: pseudouridine synthase activity; JUN kinase phosphatase activity; RNA binding. NCBI's taxonomy places the organism in Eukaryota, Metazoa, Arthropoda, Malacostraca, Decapoda, Penaeidae. Gene Ontology annotation, biological process: regulation of MAP kinase activity; pseudouridine synthesis; protein dephosphorylation.